Messenger RNA from Neolamprologus brichardi, 4476 nucleotides. RefSeq names its product valosin containing protein (p97)/p47 complex interacting protein 1 (gene vcpip1). Gene Ontology annotation, molecular function: cysteine-type deubiquitinase activity. The record is from RefSeq and is a predicted model, not a curated record. Gene Ontology annotation, biological process: endoplasmic reticulum membrane fusion; protein K11-linked deubiquitination; protein ubiquitination. NCBI's taxonomy places the organism in Eukaryota, Metazoa, Chordata, Actinopteri, Cichliformes, Cichlidae.
GCUAAUUACCCCAGAUGGCUAACGGCUAAGCUAACCGGUAAACUCGUGUUGUCAGUGUCUUUAAUCCAAACUCUGUUGGUUUUGUACCCCAGAUCGUGCAAACCACAGGGCACAAUAAAAGUCUAUAAACAACGUAAGUGAAAACUGUAUUUCACUGGAUUUUGGGGGACCAAAACUAUACGUUAGAAGAAGAAAAGCAAACCCAGUCAGUCCAAAUUGACAUGAUUCUGCCGAAUUGACUUCCUUACACAACACACGUCACCGUGACGCGUUGCAUUCUGGUAAAUGCAGUUAACCUAGGUUUAAGGUUGUGAAUGUACAUGACUUAACCCGACAUACGCGUUUUACUGUUUGAGUUUCUCGCGUUUCCAGCUAAUGUUCGAACAGGGAAAAGAUAAAAAUGCAGUCAUUUUGAUGCUGGUGCGUAAUUGUUUAAACGUAGUUGAAGAGAAAAAAACUACAAAUCCCAGUAACUGACGUCAUUACGUAUGUACGUCUAGCAACGGCGAACAGCUAAAGGAAAAAACAGCCGCUUCCGUGUUGUUCUUGUGUUAUUUUGUGAAAUAACUGUCGUUAGCGGAGUCAAAGCUCGCCUGACAGCCUCGCCGGAGUGUGAAUAUCAUGGUUUUGUGAAGCUGACACACAGCGUCAGCCUUUUUUCAGCCAAAAUGUCGCUGCUGCAGAGCUCAAAGAAAAAAGACAAGCGUAUUUUGUCUGGUACCUGCCCAGACCCGAAAUGUCAGGCGAGGCUUUUCUUUCCUGCUUACGGCUCCGUUAGCAUCGAGUGUACCGAGUGUGGUCAGCGCCAUGAACAGAAGAACCUGCAGAACGUUGAGGAAGUCACCGACCCCGAUGUCGUGCUUCACAAUCUGCUCAGAAACGCCCUGCUCGGCGUCACCGGGGCCCCGAAGAAGGGGACCGAGCUGGUGAAAGUGAUGGGGCUUUCUAACUACCACUGCAAGCUGUUGUCGCCCGUGCUCACCAGGUAUGGCAUGGACAAACAAACCGGCAAAGCCAAGCUUCUGAGGGAGAUGAACCAGGGGGAGAUGUUUGACUGUUCCAUCCUGGGAGACAGAGCUUUUCUCAUUGAGCCGGACCAUGUUUCCACCAUAGGCUAUGGCAAAGAUAGGUCAGGCAGCCUUAUAUACCUCCACGACACUCUGGAGGAGGUGAAGAAAGCCAACGGCAACAGAGAGUGUCUCAUCCCGGUGCAUGUGGACGGAGACGGGCACUGCCUGGUCCACGCUGUGUCCAGAGCUCUGGUGGGGAGAGAACUGUUCUGGCAUGCCCUCCGUGAAAACCUCAAACAGAACUUCAAGCAGAAUCUGGAACGCUACAAGGCACUUUUUCAGGACUUUAUAGAUGCAGCAGAGUGGGAGGACAUCAUCAACGAGUGCGACCCUCUUUUCAUCCCACCAGAAGGCGUACCCCUUGGACUACGCAACAUCCACAUAUUUGGCUUAGCCAACGUCCUCCACCGACCCAUAAUUCUCCUGGACUCCCUGAGUGGGAUGAGGAGCUCCGGGGACUAUUCUGCCACCUUCCUGCCUGGACUGGUGCCGGAGGAGCAGUGCAAGGGGAAAGAUGGGAAGCUGAACAAACCCAUCUGUAUUGCCUGGAGCAGCUCCAGCAGGAACCACUACAUCCCUCUGGUGGGAAUCAAGAACACGGUGCUGCCAAAGCUGCCACCCCGUCUGCUGCCAAAGGCCUGGGGCGUCCCUCAGGAGCUCAUCAAGAAGUACAUCAAGUUAGAAGCGGAUGGGAGCUGCGUGAUUGGCGGAGAUCGCAGCCUGCAGGAUAAAUAUCUGAUGAGGUUAGUUAACGCCAUGGAGGAGGUAUUUAUGGAGAAGCACAGCAUCCACCCGUCGCUGGUGGCUGACGUGCACCAGUACGUCUACAGGAGGACUGGCGUGAUUGGCAUCCAUCCAGAGGAGGUCACAGAGGCGGCAAAGAAGUCGGUGAUGGAAAAUCGGCUGCAUCGCUGCCUGAUCUGUGGCGCCCUUUCUGAGCUGCACAUCCCACCGGAGUGGCUGAUUCCCGGCGGUAAGCUCUACAACUUAGCCAAAUCCACGCACGGCCAGCUGCGGCCGGAUAAGAACUACAGUUUCCCCCUCAACAAUGUGGUCUGCUCUUACGACCCCCAAAGGGAUGUUCUCCUCCCAGACUACAAACUGAGCUCCCUCAACACCUGCAACUGGUGUCACGGCACGUCAGUCCGCCAUAUCCGUGGAAACGGCUCGGUGGUUUAUCUGGAUGGGGACAGAACCAACACCCGCUCCCAGGGAGGGAAGUGUGGGUGUGGCUUCAAACACUACUGGGAGGGGAAGGAGUAUGACAACCUCCCCGAGGCCUUCCCCAUCACGUUGGAGUGGGGGGGUCGGGUGGUGCGAGAGACAGUGUACUGGUUCCAGUAUGAGACUGACCCUUCGUUGAACAGCAACGUGUACGACGUGGCCAUGAAGCUCGUCACAAAGCACUUCCCGGGCGAGUUUGGCAGCGAGAUCCUGGUGCAGAAAGUGGUCAACACUAUCCUCCAUCACACGGCCAAGAAGAACCCGGACGAAUACAACCCCGUGUCCAUCGACGGGGCUCAUGUCCAGCGCCUCACUGAUGCCCCCGAGUCUCAGCCGCCGGCGGACCCCCAGCCGCCCACAAAGAUCAUCCUGACGGGACAGAAAGCGAAGACGUUGCACAAGGAGGAGCUAACGAUGAGCCGAGCAGAGCGCAGCAUCCAGCAGAGCAUCAGCGAGCAGGCCUUCGUCACCCAGAAGCGCCGGACUGACAAACUGAAGCAGGAGCAGAAAGGCCAGGGCCGGACUUCUUCACCCGGAGGCUCUCCAGAAACCUCCUCCUCCUCAGCUCCAGCCACACCCACCAAGUCCUCCUCCCCGUCUUCGUCCAGUAAGGAGAAAAAGAUUCGUGUGACUACGAGCGACGGCAGACAGGCCAUGCUGACUCUGCAGGCCCACACGACCUUCUCUGAGCUGCAGAGGAGCAUCAGCAACCAGUUCAGCGUGCCGCCGGCGCAGCAAUGCAUCCGCUACGGUUUCCCACCUAAGGAGUUGGUCCCACCAAAAGAUGGUGAGGAAAACGAGCCAGUGGCGCUGCAGCAUGGUGACAGGGUGACUGUGGAGAUCCUUAAAGGCCCAGAGGACAAGAGCCCUGCGGCCUCCAUUCCCCGAGCCUCCAGCUCGCACUCCGCCCUGCAUUCAGUGAAGAGCGAGGACGCCGUGACGCCCGGAAGAAUGAGCAGCCGGGAACUCCAGGACAGCAUCGACCUUGAGAUGUCCUCCCUCUGUCUCCUAGCAACGUUGAUGGGUGAGGAUGUUUGGUCGUACGCAAAGAAGCUGCCACACUUAUUCCAGCAGGGCGGCGUCUUCUACAACAUCGUUAAGAAAGACAUGGGCCUGAUGGACGGGAAGCACUGCACGCUGCCUCACCUCACGGGGAAAACCUUUGUUUAUAAUGCAGCAGAGGAGCGUUUGGAGCUCUGCGUGGACGCUGCCGGUCACUUCCCUGUUGGGCCUGAUGUAGAGGAACUGGUGAAGGAGGCCCUGGUGCAGCUUCGCUCUGAGGCAUCCGGGAGGGGCAGUAGAGAGGGUAGUCCCUCUCACGGCGUGCUGCGGCUGGGCAGCGGUGGCGUUGUUCGUAAAAAGGAGCAGCUGCAGAGUGUCACGGCCUUUCAGGGAAAAGGCCACUCUCUGGGCAGCGCCGGAGGCUCCUCCCCACCGGAACACCGCCCUAUCACACGACAGCACAGCAGUGGCGUGGACCUGAGUGCCAGCGUGUCCCGAGGACCCCCGGACCUGUCGGACAUCCCCGAGGACACCACCAGGGAGCUGGUCCGCAUGGCUCCGGGCUUCGUCACCAUGAAGGACGGCCGUGGACUCGACCCCAGCCUGAUGGAGCAGCAGCGAAGGAAGCUGCAGGAAAUGGUGUCCUCCAUCCAGGCCUCCAUGGAGCGGCACCUGAAAGAGCAGCAGAGCACCGCCUCCGGGGGAAGGGCCGCCCAGGAGCCGACGGCCGGAAGCCAGGCGGGCGAGGACCAGUCGGUGUCCGCGGCCGACCACAAACCGCCAGCUGCAGCGUCGACAACGGCAGCCGUCAAACCUGAGCAGAAGGUGGAGGAACCGGAGGAGAUGGACAGCCAGGACGCCGGGCAGAGUAACGCCACCGAACCCAUGGAUCACUCCUGAUCACGCCUGAGCCCCAGCACCGCCCCACCCCCGCACCCGCCUGACCGGCAUCUGUGGGUCAUAACACCUCAGGUCGGAUCCUCAAGCUUUGGUCUUCAUCGUGUUGCGUUGUCUUUACUGCAUGACUAAGAGCGGGCCGACUGUCCUCGCCGCCUCGAACUCCGGGUGGGACAGCCGUCGAUGAAGCGAUAUAUUGUGACGCGCCGUCUGCGAUAUGUCAUCGAUUCACCAUCUCACAGGUCUGCUGCAGAAGCCGUCGCCAUGCGUGUUUCCACUGUAU